Protopterus annectens (West African lungfish) is the source of this 2783-nucleotide messenger RNA. RefSeq names its product ubiquitin conjugating enzyme E2 O (gene UBE2O). NCBI's taxonomy places the organism in Eukaryota, Metazoa, Chordata, Ceratodontiformes, Protopteridae. The record is from RefSeq and is a predicted model, not a curated record. The transcript has 16 exons. Bases 132 to 2783 code for a protein of 883 amino acids.
ACCACUAUCUGCAGUACGUAUUUUGUGACGUCAUCUCGCCGGGACGUGCUGGUCCCUGGUUACCAGUUUUCCUUUCAUUCUUUGGUUCGUUCAACUGCUCUUCUUUUAUUUGGUACCUGGUAACAACAACAAUGGCGGAUCCUACUGACACAGUAUCAGCUGUUUCUCCAUCAGCAUCUCCUUCUCCUGUCUCAGCGCAUCUUCCAGCUCCACCUUCAUCAUCUUCCCAGUCUUCUUAUCCAGGGUCUCACCGGCUGCUGUUCUCUCACGAUUUAGUCACUGGUUGGUAUAAGGGCUCGGUCCGGUUGGGGUUGGUGCGUCUCAUUCAUGGUGAGGAGGAAGAGUCGGACUCUGCAGAAGACGGGGCUCAUGGUAGCUCUGACACGGAGUCUGGAGCUGAGCAGAGUCGGGCCCGUCCUGUUCGUAGGGACUAUGUUCGGGUACAGUGGUACCCAGAGGGUAUUAAACAGGAUGUAAAGGAGAGUAAGUUAAAGCUUGAAGACCGUUCGGUGGUUCCCCGUGAUGUUGUUCGACGAAUGAGCCCGAUUGACAGUCAGUGUGGAACCAUAAUAGACGUUAACAUAGAGUGUGCUGUGAAGCUUGUCGGUACAAAUCAUGCACUAUAUCCUGUUAAUAGCAGAGAGCUACAACAUAUCUGGGUGCAAGUGGUGGAACUAAAGGUCACUUGGAUAACAAAAAGUUUCUGUCCUGGAGGAACAGACAGCAUAAACCCCCCACCAUCCAUCAUUAGUCAGGACAGCUUAUCAAGGGUAAAACGACUAGGUGCUUAUGACCACGCUCAAAGACAGCUUGGAGAACGUUGUCUUUACACAAUUCCUUCUAAAGUGGAACUAAGUAAAAUCGUCUCUGAAGGUCCAGAAGGGAGCUCUAUUUUUCCUGAGGGGACAUUUUCCAGGAAGGUGGUUACUAAUUUGCUGUGUAUGUAUGACUCUGAUACUAGUACCAAGGCUAUGCCCACUGGUUCAUUCAUCAGCCAUUCCAGCAUGUCUGCCCAUGGAUCUUUUUCUUUCAAGGCAGUAACAUAUAAAAAUGCUCUUGAAUGGGAGUUUGGUAAGAGGUCUCCAAGUAAACCGGUGGCCCUUCCAUGGGAUCUUUAUUUUGUGUUAGAGAAGCUAACAUUUGCUUCAUUUGAACCAGGCAGACAUGUGCCCUUUUUUCUGCUCACUAAUAGUAGUACACUGUUUUGUAGAGUCGCUGUGGAGGUGGUGUCGACAAUGACAUCUGCAAAAGUCAUGUGGCAGGACGGGACUGUUGAAGCAAACAUUCGCUCCAAUGAACUUGUUCCAGUUCAUCACCUGGACAACAAUGAGUUCUGUCCUGGAGAUUUUGUGGUGGAUAAAAGAGUUCAUAUGACACAGGAUCCUGGUAUCUAUGGUGUGAUACAGUCAAGUGACCACAUAGGCCGUACUUGUGUGGUGAAGUGGUUUAAACUUCAACCUAGUGGGAGUGAUGUAGAGGUGAUUCGAAAAGAAGAUGAUGUUAGUGUUUAUGACAUAGCUGACCAUCCAGACUUUCGUUUCCGAACCACUGAUAUUGUUAUCAGAAUUGGAAAUGCAGAAAAUGGAGGUCCUCCAAAAGUUGAUGAGCCAUCAGUUGGACAAGUUUCUUGUGUAGAUAUUGACGGUAAGGUGCAGGUGAUUUGGGCAGAUGAAUCACAAACCAUUGUAUUGCCUCAGCACCUUUAUGAUGUGGAGUCAGAGAUUGAAGAAUCUGACUAUGAUUCUGUGGAUGUAAGCAGCAGUGGUGCCAGCUCUGAUGAGUGGGAGGACGAGAGUGACAGCUGGGAGACUGAUAAUGGUCUCACUGAGGAGGACCACCCAAAGACAGAUGGUGCUGUAGUACUUCCAGAACCUGAACAGCUUCAGGUAACAGUGCCAGCACAGGAAGAUCUGAUACAGGGAGCAGCAGCUGCUGCUACAAGCAGCAACUCAAGUACUGCUGUGGAAAAGUCAGUACGAGAAAGUACAACUAAGGGUUGUAGAGAACUGAAGGAGGCCAUUAAGAUACUGGAGAGCCUUAGGAACAUGACUGUAGAACAGCUGCUUACUGGGUCCCCAACUUCACCAGUAGUGGAACCAGAAAAGCCAACUAGAGAGAAGAAGUUUCUGGAUGACAUCAAAAAGCUGCAAGAAACCCUGAAAAAAACACUUGACAAUGUUGCCAUUGUGGAAGAGGAAAAAAUGGAAGCAGUUGUGGAAAUGGAGAAGGAAGAAGAGAAAACAGAGGCACAAACGCCAGUGCGAUCAGAAUGGCCAAGUGAUACUCCAGUACUGUGCCAGCAGAGUGGUAGGCCUGGUGUCACUUUCACAAGUGCCAAGGGCGAAGUGUUUUCCAUCCUCGAAUCUGCACCAGAUACCCAUUCCUUUAAAAAAAUGGAAUUUCAGCCUGCAGAAGCAAAGAAGUUUUUCAGUACAGUAAGGAAAGAAAUGGCUUUGCUUGCUACAUCGCUGCCUGAUGGAAUUAUGGUUAAAACAUUUGAAGACAGAAUGGAUCUUUUUUCUGCAUUGAUCAAAGGUCCAACACGUACCCCUUAUGAGGAUGGCCUCUUCCUUUUUGAUAUACAGCUUCCCAACAUAUAUCCAGCAGUUCCACCAUUGUUUCGAUAUCUUUCCCAGUGUAGUGGGCGAUUAAAUCCCAAUCUAUAUGAUAAUGGAAAAGUCUGUGUCAGCCUUUUAGGAACAUGGAUUGGAAAGGGAACAGAGAGAUGGACCAGUAAAUCAAGCCUGCUUCAAGUGCUUAUUUCAAUACAAGUUACGGAGUAA